Acanthochromis polyacanthus (spiny chromis) is the source of this 7204-nucleotide messenger RNA. Its product is annotated as potassium voltage-gated channel subfamily D member 3-like. The record is from RefSeq and is a predicted model, not a curated record. NCBI's taxonomy places the organism in Eukaryota, Metazoa, Chordata, Actinopteri, Pomacentridae. Gene Ontology annotation, molecular function: A-type (transient outward) potassium channel activity; protein binding. The transcript is spliced from 8 exons. The coding region runs from base 667 to 2850 and encodes 727 amino acids. Gene Ontology annotation, cellular component: membrane; neuronal cell body; voltage-gated potassium channel complex. Gene Ontology annotation, biological process: potassium ion export across plasma membrane; protein homooligomerization.
AAUAAUCCCAUGCAAUAUGUGAAUUUUCCCCUGCAAUAAUCACAGCAGUAGUAGUGAUUAUGAACAAUGCAGCAUCCCAAGCAGUAUUGAAGUGACAGGUGAGUGUGUGACAGCCGCUGGUGAAGUGAGGCGGAGGGAGGAGGACUGAUGACUCGGAGCUGAAACACGGAGCGCACAUUGUACUUUGUGCUCGGUGGGAAAAGGAGGCGCGCAGCUCCUCUCCAUCACACUUCACUUUGCAAACACCGAUAGGGUAAAUAAAAAACAAAGAAGCCAGGAUGUAGAAUCCAUCAGAUAACAUCCCACAAAACCCCGCCAGCAGACCGUUUCUUCUGAGUCCUCGCGGUUCCGUUCCGGAGCGCUCGAUCCCGGCGCUUCGUUCGCGUUUUGGCGCUGCGCUCGGUUUGCAGGAGUCUGUCGAUCGACCGAGGAAGAGGAGGAGGUGAAGGAGGAGAGGUGCUGAUCGCUGCCUCCACUCGCUGCAUGGAUCCGAGCUUCUCUUCUUCUCCUCUCACUUGUAACUGAGGACUGAGAACUCUUCUGUUUCUGUUUGGAAGAGUUGGGAUUUUGUUCCCUCCUCCACUCCAUCUUUUUUCGAUGCCGGUUCAUUCUGAAGACCGUCCAGUCUGAGGUGAGGAAGACUUGGUUCCAAGACUCUGCUUCACAAUGGCAACAGGAGUAGCAGCAUGGCUUCCUUUUGCCAGGGCCGCAGCUAUUGGCUGGAUGCCCGUGGCCAACUGCCCCAUGCCUGUUGCACCAAGAGACAACAGCAAGAAACAAGACGAACUGAUCAUCCUCAACGUCAGCGGCCGUCGUUUUCAGACCUGGAGAACCACCCUGGACCGUUACCCAGACACCCUGCUGGGCAGCUCUGAGAAAGAUUUCUUUUACAAUGAGGAAACCAAGGAGUACUUCUUUGAUCGGGACCCUGACGCCUUCAGAAGCAUCCUCAACUUUUACCGGACGGGAAAGCUCCACUACCCCCGUCACGAGUGCAUCUCGGCCUACGACGAGGAGCUGACUUUCUUCGGCAUCAUCCCCGAGAUCAUCGGCGACUGCUGCUACGAAGAGUACAAGGACAGAAAGAGGGAGAACUUGGAGCGGCUGCAGGACGAUCAGGAGGAGAACAAGGACAUGAAGAUACCCAACAUGAACUUCAGAGAGACGAUGUGGCGAGCCUUCGAGAACCCCCACACCUCCACCAUGGCCCUGGUCUUCUACUACGUCACUGGUUUCUUCAUUGCCAUCUCGGUCAUCACUAAUGUGGUGGAGACGGUGCCCUGUGGUUCCACCGCCAACCAGAAAGACAUGCCAUGUGGCGAACGUUACACGGUGGCCUUCUUCUGCAUGGACACCGCCUGCGUCAUGAUAUUCACAGUGGAGUAUCUGAUGCGCUUGUUCGCCGCGCCCAGCCGCUACCGCUUCAUGCGCUCCGUGAUGAGCAUCAUCGACGUGGUGGCCAUCUUGCCGUACUACAUCGGCCUGGUGAUGACCAACAACGAGGACGUGAGCGGCGCCUUCGUGACGCUGCGGGUCUUCCGAGUGUUUCGGAUCUUCAAGUUCUCCCGCCACUCUCAGGGCCUGCGGAUCCUGGGUUAUACGCUCAAGAGUUGCGCCUCAGAGCUGGGCUUCCUCCUCUUCUCGCUCACCAUGGCCAUCAUCAUCUUCGCCACGGUCAUGUUUUACGCAGAGAAGGGCUCCAGCUCCAGCAAGUUCACCAGCAUCCCAGCUUCCUUCUGGUACACUAUCGUCACCAUGACGACGCUGGGUUAUGGAGACAUGGUGCCAAAGACGAUCGCUGGAAAGAUCUUCGGCUCCAUCUGCUCUUUGAGUGGCGUGCUGGUGAUUGCUCUGCCCGUCCCCGUCAUCGUCUCCAACUUCAGCCGCAUCUACCACCAGAACCAGAGAGCAGACAAACGCCGCGCUCAGAAGAAAGCCAGACUGGCCCGGAUAAGAAUAGCCAAGUCGGGCAGCGCCAACGCCUUCCUCCAGAGCAAGCACAACGGACUGCUGAACGAGCUGCUGGAGCUGACGGGUACAGAAGAGGAAGAACACAAGCUGACAAAGUCCAUCUCUCUGUUAGAGAGCCAACACCACCACCUACUGCACUGUCUGGAGAAAACCACUCAUUUGAGGACACAACAAUGGGAUUUAAGUGAUCUUGUGACUUUGACGCAGAUGACAGCUAAUAGCAGUAACAACCAGCAACUCAAGGCUCAUGAGUUUGUCGACGAGCAGCUGUUUGAGCAGAACUGUUUAGAAACAGCGCUGCAGACCUUUCCCUCACGCAGCCCCUCCGUGUCCGACCACGACAGCCCUGUAGGCGGCUGCUGUGGCCGGAGGGAAAGGAAAAACAAUCCUCUGCCCAACACCAGCCUGCUGACCGCCCAUCCCAUCCCGACACACCAGGGCCCGCUGCAGGAGCUCAGUGCCAUCCACAUACAGAGCGGCGACCCGCUGUCACACACUGCCAGCCGCUCAAAUCUCAACCUGAAAACCGGCGACAGCAGCAAGAUAAACUGCAAAGGCGGCCGUAUCACUACAGCAAUCAUCAGCCUCCCGACUCCCCCCGCUUUAACCCCGGAUGGCGACGGCCUCCACGGACCCCCACAGCGCAGGCCGCCCCCGCCUCCAGGUAACCCUCCACCCCCAGCAUCCAGACCACGACGAGCUCAGCUGGCAUCAACAUUGUCAAAGUCUCGGCUUUGUAACUCUCUGGCUGAUAGAAGUAACUCAGCAGGAGAAAGGAAAAGAAGGAGAAGAAGAGAAGAGGAGGAGGAGGAAGCAGGUAACACUCGAAUGACGGAUGCAUCGUGUCUCCUCUUACAGGGUCAACGAAGAGAGAGCUGAACUCCAGAGGAGUCACCAGGUACAGAGACGGAGGUAGAGGACUGUAGAUAUGUGAACUGAGAAUCACGCACUUGUCAUGUUGUGUAUGUACUGUAGAUACGGAGUGAAUUGCUGCAUUUCUAAUAGUUUCUAACAACAGUACACAUGUUUUACAGGAACAGUACUGUGGAAAAGAUUGAAAAGCAUCGUGCAAUUAGCAUAAACAUCAGCACACACCGUCGGCAUACCACGAAUUCACAGUGAAACUGUGAAAAGGAUGUUUGUAGACUUUAAAUAUUGAGGAAAGAUACAGAUGUGGACUGUGUUUGCUGGAAUUUGAUUGGUCUUGUUUGUGUUACGUGUUGUUUGUCUUAAGAAUUUUGAGGAACAAAAAAGAAUUAAAAGUGUUUUAGUUUUCUUUACAGCAUCAUUUGAAGGAGUCACAGUUCCCGAUGCUGCUAAUACCAUUGCUGAAAUGUGUGUUUCAUUUGUCAAAGACUGUAAAAAAGUGUUUUUCUUGUUUUUCUGUUGGUUAUUUGUACCAAUUCAUUGUGUUAAAGGCUCAAACCAAACUGUACUGUUUAGUUGCUUCUUACUGGGAACUGACUGCAUGGGUGGAGGCUGAUUGUCUUUACAAUGAGGUGAAACAAACGGUGGUUAAAAACUGAGCUGACCACAACAUUACUUUGAAGUGAAGGUUUGAUAUUUGGAUCAAAGGAUGAGGCAGGACUCGUUCUGUAUGCAUCUUUUUGUGCUUUUUACAUAUCACAUGAAAAUACCAAAACCAACCACUUCUCCUUUGUGACUUGUUUGUGUUAAUUUUUUUUUUUUGCUGUUUUUGCUCAAAUGCAACAAAAAUAAUAAUUUUAUUGGUUGGAACUACUUUGUGGCAGAUGGAUGCAUAUUUCAAAUAUUGAGUGUUUGCAGUAGCACAGCAGUGUACUGUAAGUAGGACUCGGUGUCAGAGCCCAUGUUAAUAGUGAUCAACAAACAUGUCACCCAGGGAAACGAUGUGGUUCACUGAUAGGUUUAGAAAAAGAACACUCGCCUAAUGUCUGUUCCUGAGUGAAGGAGAAGCAGAGGAGGUCGGCGAAAACAGCAGCAGAGACUCUCGCACUGAGCUGAAAUGAAACAAAUGCACAUAAAUGAUGUAAAUAACCUUAAAGAAAUACUUAGUUGGUGUUUGUUUGUUUGUUUUGUUUGGUGAAAGCACCAGACUGCACAUUUACUAUUAAAGUACUGUCUCCGUCUCGGACCAACAGUUUCAAACGGGCACACUCGACGAGACUGAGCACCACAACAGAGCAGAGGAGCUCCGGUUAUAAAUCACACAGAGGGAUCUUUUGAUAAUGAAGCCGUUACUUCACUCUAUCUUUACGUAGCAGAUUUGCUGCAACAUUAACCUUCUGAACCCCAAAACCUGCCACAAGGUUUGAAAAUCAUGUUGUCCUUGAGCCACAUUACAUUUGUCAGCAGCACAAACUUGGAAAAACAACGGAAUCCCAGCUUGAAAUUGUAAUAUUUCAUCAAACUUACUUUAUUUUACUUUUUUUCUUUAAUUGCUAAAAUAGAACUUUUCCUCCAACAAGAUUGAGUAUUUUUAAAAAACUCAUCACGACUCAACUAGAACAAGUUAAAAACAAGAAAAGCACUCAGAGAGAGCAGCACUCUGCCAAGGCUGCUCAUUCAUCGGAUCAUUUCCGACGGCUGAAAUCUUUUUAAAAAAUUGCGGCAGAAAUGGCGACAACAUAGAAUGUGGCCAUUAAAUAUAGAGUUACCCACAGACGUGUACGUUAUGUACGGAUACCAAAUCACGUGACCUAAAUAUGUAGCGGGUGGCAGGAAUUGACGGGACUCAGAAAGAUUCCCACAACUUAAUCAAUUGUUUCUUGUAUCAUUUCAGAUGGAUAAGUCCCGAUAAGUCGGCAAGUGGAUUUGUAGUAGGAUCGCAAUCAUGUGAUCGUUAGCAGGCAGCUGACAUAGUGUUCACUUGUUGUCAUGGUUACAGUGAGGCUGUGAUGUUAUCUUGCAGUGAUAAAGAAAUCUUUAACAAAUCCGUGGAUCCAGACUAUAAACCACAUCACUGCCAGAAUGUAAUCAUGUGGCCCUUGUGUCAUUUCUGACUUUGCCAGAAAGUUUUAUUGAAAUCUGUUAAUCCGUUUUUGAGUAAUGUUGCGCACAGACAGACAGACGAACAAAUGUACGCCGAUGCAUAAUAACUCCACAGUGUUCUAGAGUAAUAAAAUAAGUGUAGCCGCCCCUUUUGCUCCAACAGUGGUAACACCUUCGGCUACUUACACAUUCAUUCCAUUUUUUUUAAGUGAAUAAUCUAAGAAAUUCAACUUUCACCUUUUUUUUAAAUUCAUGACUUUAAACUCUUGUCAUACUGCACAAAGACAUUUUGGAGUUCUGUCUGUUCUCUCUGCUUGUACUCGUGUUUAUGCUGUUGCCAUAGAGGUGCAGGGCUUCAUAUUUCAGUGAAAAUUUUGCCUACGUUGAGUAGAAAUGCCUUUACAAACUGCUUGGGGUUCAGAUGUUUAAUGUGCAAAACCUCAAAAGAUGCCCCUUUAAGUGAAUAACAGUAUUUUACUAAUAAAAAAAUUUAAAAACGUGUGUGACAGAAAAUAGAAUAAAAACGUGGCUGUGUUUAUAUACAUUUUAUAGGUGCUUAAUAUUCUCUUGUGGAAUAUUAAAAGGCUACAACUGUUGUGCUGCCUUUACUCAUCUUGAAGGAUAUUCAAUAAAAACGAUUACCGUGCGCAUUUAUCGUGAAUAUUUUAGACAUGCCAAGAAGGUUGAGCACCACUGUGAACAAACGGCCACACGGAUCAUCACGGAAAUAGAGCAAAUUUAUGUUCAGUUGAGUUGUUUCACACUAAAACUUGACACUAAGUCAUUUGUAGAGCUUUUAAAUGGAAAGAAAAUGGUAAAAUAUGCAAAUGUACAAAUUGUUUUGGGGGCAUCUUGUCGUUCCGUCUUAUCUUAGAUCAUCUUCUCACAUUGUUUUUUCUACGAAAGGGGAAAACAAAGCAGUCAAGACAAUGCAACCCUCUGUGCCAUUGCUCCUUUGUUUGGAUGCUUUUUGAGUUAAAGAACAAAUCUACAGGCGCCCAGAUCUGUUCCCUUCGGUUUUUGUAUUUUGUGCCUCAAGUUAAACUUAAUGCCAAAAAAAUUGUUAUGAAUUUCUCAUACAAAACUGACUAAACACACAUUUAAAUGUAUUUUUAAAGAUUUAUAAAGAAAUUUAAAUGUAUACAAAAGAACAAAAGUUUCACAGAAGACUCAAUUCCCGCUUCGUCUUUGUCAAACAUUUGGACCGCCAAUGCAACUUUUCUUUGCAUCAAAUUUGCUUAAGCAGCGACAACAAGCAACAGCAAGAAGUUCUAAAUGUGCUUUGGAACAACCAUACGAGCUGAAAAUGCAAGAAAAUGCCAGAAAAUAAGCCUUUAUGCUGGGAUUGUUUGUCAAAGAAUUAGUCCAAAAAUCAAUAAUAAACUGAUCUGCUCACACAGUCUCACAGAUGCUCACAAGGUGGCAGCAAAGAUACGUUCUGGCCCUGAAACAAAACAGAAAAUGAGCCCUUAUAGUCAGUCUUUUUUAUGAGACUUCUAGAUCAACCUGCUGCACAUUGUUGCUCACUUGAACUUAGAUGGCUGUUGUUUGGAUAGUUUGUGACUAUUUGCCAUGUGUGCUAUAUUUAUCUAUCAAAUAAACACUGUCUUUAUUUGUCUUUUGGUUUCUUUGGUUUUGCUAAAGUGGAUGAUUUUACUUUGUGUGUUUUUUCCAAUCACAAAGUACCAAGUGAAGUUUUUUUUUUUUGCUGUAUUGGUAUAUCUUGUGUUGCAGUUCUGCAUUUUGUCUUGUUUUAAAACUCUACUGUGCCAAAACGGUCACUUUCCAUCCACCGUAAGAACAAAUAAAGUAGUGACACUCUUUAUGCUGCUUUACAAAACAUGACAAACCCUUUAGAUGUUUGUUUGUUUUUUUUUAGUCACACUGUUGGAGCUGAAAACAUCAGGGGUCGCCUCAGUCAUGGUGUUCUUCACUUGGGUCUUGGUUCCCACUGAAACAGUAUCUACACAUUAGGGCUUUUCAACUGUAUCUUUUUUUACGUUAGAGAAAGCACCCCUCUCACACCAGAGUGACUAUUAAUGCACAAUGAUACUGGUGUCAUUAUAUGAUGGACUUGACUUCAAAGGCAUUGUUGGGGUCACUUUUUUUAAAAGUCUUGGCAUCGCUGUUUGUGUUGUUUCUUAUCUUUUUCUCCUUUCAAACUGAGCUUUUCUGUCUGUUUGCUGUGUACACAGUAUUCUGUCAGUUUGUUUGUUAUAACAACUAUGGAGUGUCAGAUGACAAUUAAAAUCUGCCACAACAA